AUGUCGUUCAGUAAUCAAAGCUGUGCUGGCGGCACAAUGGAUAAUGCCUUCUUAAAACACGUCAAGUAUAACGGAGGAAUUGACACCGAGAAUUAUUAUUCGUAUACAGGCGAAGUAAGACGUUAUAUUGUUGUUAAUCUCAUACUGUAAUAAACGAUUCGUUUUGGAAUAUUUACAGCAACAAGAGUGCGGGUACAAGUCCGCGUAGGACCCGGGGGCUUACGACGCAGGUUUCGUAGACGUUGCCUCGGGAGACGAAAACGCUCUCGCGGACGUCUUGGCUACCGUUGAACCGGUAUCCGCUGCCGUCGACACUACUCCGUUUGGAUUUCGCUUUUAAAGAAGCGUGUUUUGCUCGUCCAAAUUUAGUACUGCACAUCUCAACUGCGGUGUACUAUGGUUGUUGGUCACAACACUACGAAAUCGCGAGACGACUACUGGAUCGUUAAGAACUCUUGGGGUAAGAAAUGGGGUGACGGUGGUUGCAUAUUGAUGGCCCGUAACAUGGGCAACAACUGUGGUAUCGCGACCUCUGCCAGCUAUCCUUUGGUCGAAAUUUAA
This is a messenger RNA of Cinara cedri, 561 nucleotides long. The record is from the annotation of a GenBank genome assembly. NCBI's taxonomy places the organism in Eukaryota, Metazoa, Arthropoda, Insecta, Hemiptera, Aphididae.